CACACACACACACACACACACACACACACACACACACACACACACACACACACACACACACACACACACACACACACACACACACACACACACACACACACACACACAGAGGUGAACGGAAGCACGCGCUGGGACGAGAGGCAUCACGAUCUCGCAGGACGCAGGAUCUCCCGCAGCAGGUGAACAAACACAAGACUCUGUACUGAACCCUGAGACUAGAGCAGAGCCAUGAAUUUCGUGAUGAAGGCAGCGAUGGGAGGUGGGCCUCCGGAUGUGGGGAAGAUGUUGGGAGGAGAGGAAGACAAAGACCCAGAGGCAGAGCGAGAGAAAGAGGAGGAGAGGCAAGAGGCUCUGAGGCAGCAGGAGGAGGAGAGGAAGGCCAAGUACUCCAAGAUGGAGGCUGAGAGGGAAGUGAUGCGGCAGGGCAUCAGGGACAAGUACGGACUGAAGAAGCGUGAGGUAGCCGAGGCCGAGGCUCAGGGUGCAAUAGACGCAGCAAGUGAAGGCAGUCUGACUCGCCCCAAGAAAGCCGUGCCGUCCGGCUGUGGAGACGAAGACGAAGAGGAAGAGAGCAUCCUGGACACAAUGAUGAAAUAUCUACCAGGACCACUGCAGGACAUGCUGAAGAAAUAACACACACACACACACACACACACACACACACACACACACACACACACACACACACACACACACACACACACA
This is a messenger RNA of Tachysurus fulvidraco (yellow catfish), 705 nucleotides long. It is a transcript of the gene cplx2a, whose product is annotated as complexin 2, like. Gene Ontology annotation, molecular function: syntaxin binding. Gene Ontology annotation, biological process: regulation of neurotransmitter secretion; neurotransmitter transport; synaptic vesicle exocytosis. Bases 229 to 633 code for a protein of 134 amino acids. Lineage: Eukaryota; Metazoa; Chordata; Actinopteri; Siluriformes; Bagridae. The record is from RefSeq and is a predicted model, not a curated record. The transcript has 4 exons. Gene Ontology annotation, cellular component: SNARE complex; terminal bouton.